Molecule: messenger RNA, 786 nt
Organism: Rodentolepis nana
Lineage: Eukaryota; Metazoa; Platyhelminthes; Cestoda; Cyclophyllidea; Hymenolepididae
Source: the annotation of a GenBank genome assembly
AUGCGUAUAAUCGGGAAACAAAUGGGUAAAAAUGCUAAGGGAAGAGUUAAACUGACAGCUGAAAACGCCGAAGAUAUUUGGAAUAUAUAUAACAUUAUUCAAGUUGGAGAUAAAUUGACUGCUUUCACAAGUCGUAAAAAGAAUAUUGAGUCUGAAUCCGGAUCUACGACAACAAGCGUGGUUAAAAUGCACCUUACCAUCGAGGUUAAGAAUAUUAAUUUUGAUCCAGAGGCUUCGCAAAUUUUUCCCAAAGGAACUGUUGCUGUUGAGAAUCCACAUGUGAAAAUGGGCGCAUACCAUACAUUCAAUAUUGGAAUAAAAGAUGAAUUUACAAUUGAAAAGGAUUGUUGGGAUUCUGUGGCUAUUGCUAAGUUGGAGGAAGCAAGUGAUCCGUCGAAACAGUCAGAUCUUGCUGCUGUGCUAAUGCAUAAUGGGAUUGCGAAUAUUUGCCUAGUCACAAGCUCAACUUCGUACUUUCCGAGUAAAAUUGAAUGCAAUAUUCCUCGCAAACGAACACAACUCCCCGCUAAUGAACAUGACAAGGCCAAGCAACGGUUCUUUGAUCAAAUUAUCCAAGCCAUGGAAAGUAAUAUCCUGGUCAAGUGUGUGCUAGUGGCAAGUCCGGGUUUCUUAAAGGAUGAAUUCUUCGAAUACCUCUUCCAAGUGGCUGCACGCGAUUCCGAUAAGCACCGUGCGGUGCUGGAUAAUAAGAGUAAAUUCAUGUUGGUGCACUCUGCGUCGGGUCACAAAGGUGCCCUGAAAGAGGUACUUAAAGAUCCAGCGAUU